Messenger RNA from Eutrema salsugineum, 1631 nucleotides. Its product is annotated as peroxidase 17. The record is from RefSeq and is a predicted model, not a curated record. The transcript has 3 exons. Gene Ontology annotation, biological process: hydrogen peroxide catabolic process; response to oxidative stress. The coding region runs from base 217 to 1206 and encodes 329 amino acids. Lineage: Eukaryota; Viridiplantae; Streptophyta; Magnoliopsida; Brassicales; Brassicaceae. Gene Ontology annotation, molecular function: peroxidase activity; heme binding.
AUGAUUGUACCCUUUGCUGGGUUUUCUCUCAUUUAAUUUCCUAAGCAUUUGGGAAGCUCACCACCACACUUAACACAAAAUCCAUUAGGAAUUUAGAAAUCAUUCUCGAAACCCACAAAAAAAAAAUUCUUUAUAAAACCAACAAAGUGUCUGCUUCUUCCAUCACUGAAAACCAAACACGAAAAAAAAAAUAUUAUUAUAAAAUUAGAAAAAAGUAUGUCUCCUCUUCUUCCCCAUCUUGUCCUUUACCUACUUCUCUUGACGGUGGUUACCGGAGAAACUCUCCAACCAAGAUUCUACAGCGAAACAUGCCCUGAAGCUGAAUCCAUAGUAAGAAGAGAAAUGAAGAAAGCCAUGAUCAAAGAAGCAAGAAGCGUCGCUUCCGUUAUGCGUCUCCAAUUUCACGACUGUUUCAUCAAUGGAUGUGACGCGUCUCUGUUGCUUGACGACACACCGAACAUGCUUGGUGAAAAACUAUCACUUUCCAACAUCAAUUCACUGAGAUCUUUCGAAGUUGUUGACGACAUUAAAGAAGCUUUAGAGAGAGCUUGUCCUGCUACUGUUUCUUGCGCCGACAUCAUUAUCAUGGCUUCUCGUGACGCCGUUGCUCUGACAGGAGGACCGGAUUGGGAAGUGAAGUUAGGGAGGAAAGACAGUUUAACGGCGAGUCAGAAAGAUUCAGACGAUGUAAUGCCGAGUCCAAGAGCAAACGCAACUUUCUUGAUUGAUCUCUUCAAAAGAUUCGAUCUUUCUGUUAAAGACAUGGUGGCUUUAUCUGGGUCACACUCAAUUGGUCAAGGCCGGUGUUUUUCGAUCAUGUUCAGGCUUUAUAACCAAUCCGGGUCAGGUAAACCGGAUCCAGCUCUUGAACCGGGUUACAAGAAGAAGCUUAACAAGCUUUGUCCUUUGAGUGUAGACCAGAACGUGACGGGAGAUCUAGACGCAACGCCACAGGUUUUUGAUAAUCAGUACUUCAAAGACUUGGUUUCAGGGAGAGGGUUUCUUAACUCGGACCAGACUCUGUACACGAACAGAGAGACGAGAGAGUAUGUGAAGAUGUUUAGUGAGGAUCAAGGAGAGUUCUUUAGAGCAUUUGAAGAAGGGAUGGUGAAGAUGGGUGAUUUGCAAUCUGGGAGACCUGGUGAGGUUAGGUUUAAUUGUAGGGUUGUUAAUAGAAGGCCUAUUCAUGGAUUGCUCGAGGCUUGAAAUUAAUAGAGACAGAGCGAGAGAGAGAGAUGUUAUUUGAUUUCUAAAUAGAUGCGAAUCUUUUAAAAUACUUACAUAAAUAAUUCUUUGGUCACUGUUGCAACUUUAUAUCCGUAAAAUUGGCGAAAAGAAACAAAAGAAAAAAAUAUCGCGAGCUUUGCCCGUUUCGAUUUUAUUAAGACAAUCGUUUCUUCUCUUUCUCUCUCGCAAAAACCCUAGCCGACAAAUCAGAUCUGAUCUCCGAGCAUCUCCUUCGUCCGGCGUUGCUAGCCGGCGAUGUGAGAGGGCAUCUCUAGCUCGAUUAAAGUAGCGCUUCAUCUUGGAGAGCUGGUUGCAUAGUGGUUUCGAGGUUUUCUACUGUUUUCUCUCCGGCAGUGCUGAGGCGUGGUGUAAUCGUGGCGGCGAGGCAAUGCGGUGGCGGACUC